Messenger RNA from Sycon ciliatum, 2720 nucleotides. RefSeq lists its product as uncharacterized. NCBI's taxonomy places the organism in Eukaryota, Metazoa, Porifera, Calcarea, Leucosolenida, Sycettidae. Bases 142 to 2358 code for a protein of 738 amino acids. The record is from RefSeq and is a predicted model, not a curated record. The transcript has 20 exons.
UAUGCAAAAGCAUUUUCGCCUGGACACCGAUAAUUAUAAUCAUCUGCUGCUCUAGCUACUGAGAGCAACUUUGUGGAGCGUCUUGCGUGAUCGACGACAGUUUCAAGAGUAGUGGCACUGUGCGGCAUACCAGGCGGGAAAAUGUUGAAGAUGGCCAGCAUUUCUCCAUUCGCUAUAAUGUUUUGCAUGGCCUUUGCUUGCUUGAGUGUCGCGAUGGCAUCUGCUAAUCCUUACCCACUCGAUCGCAAGACUGUAGCCAGAGAGAAUGAUCCUCUGAACUACUACAUAUCCACUGGCGGAGACGAUUCGAAAAGUGGCAGGAGUUUCGAGGACGCAUUCGCUACAAUUGACCGCUGCUUGGCCGAAGUCCGAAGUUUACGUAACAGCAGCGGCGGAAAACUGGCUAACGCGGUCUAUUUCUACUUUGUCAACGUUAGUGAGGCAGGAUCCUUGUUUGUCCUGGAGAAUACCGUGGAAAUAACUGCAGAGGAAUCGGGCGAUGGUAACGCGUUCGUUGUGUUUGGACCUCUCGACCAAACCAAGUCUGUGACAAUCAGUGGUGGCCAUCUGAUAAAGAACUGGGUGAAAGCCGGUAACACCUGGACAGCCAAGCUGCCUGAGACACUGAAAUCAGUUCGACAAUUGUUUGUGAACGGCCAACGAAGGAUGAUAUCCAACACAGGUGUGAUGCAGUAUGAAAAAUUCGGCGACGGUCUCUCUCUGGAUGAGGCCAUGGACACAGGUGAUGACUUUGACUACAUUGCAUACAAGAGGAAAGCUCUGGCGAGAUCUGAGGCAGAUCCCAACUUCUUCACCUACCAAGAAGGCCAGGUGCCUGCAAGCCUUGCCGAAGAAACUGGAUUAGAAGCUAUUGUCUAUGAAAUCUGGACUGCUUCUGUCCAUCCGGUUACGGCCAUACAUCCAUCAAAUCGCACAGUGUACCUAAAGAAUCCAGUGGCUGGAAGGUGGGAAACAUCACCUGCCACGGGUCAUCGCUACAUACUGCAGAACUCGAAGCAAUUUCUGAAGCCAGGGACAUUCCACUUUGAUGAGACAAGCCGAGUGCUUACAUACCAGCCAAUGGAAGGCGAGACUCCAUCAAUGCAAGCUAUUGUUCCUAGAUUGACUGAGCUUGUGACCGUGGUGGGAAGCUCUGACAAGAAGGUGGCCAACAUUGCAUUCGUUGGCCUGACAUUUGCUCAUGCUGCUGCUGACUACAGUACCUGCUUUGCAGGAGAAUGCAGUGAUCAGUCAGCCAAUUUUCUAACAACCGCUGCCAUCCGCAUGGAGUUUGCGAGUAACUGUGAGAUCACUAUGUGUGAUGUUGCCCAUGUUGGAGGCUAUGGAGUCUGGCUAGACCAGGGUUGCAGUAACAAUACGUUGUCCUAUGUAGAGGUAUAUGAUGUUGGAGCUGGUGGAGUGAGAAUUGGCCGAGCUGGUCAUGUUGUAGACCCUGAUCUUCAAACCAACUUCAACACUUUGACUGACAGCACGCUUGCAGACGGUGGUCACAUUUUCAAAGAGGGCUGCGGAGUAUUGCUUCAGAUGGCCGGCCACAACACAAUAACACACAAUCACAUCCAUCACUUUCACUACACUGGAGUCUCAAUUGGAUGGUCAUGGGGAUAUGCAGCAACAUCUUCGCCAGGUAACAUCAUCAGCUACAAUCACAUCCACCAUAUAGGAAUGGGCGAUCUGAGCGACAUGGGAUGUGUCUACUCCUUGGGUGUUCAGAUUGGAGCACAGGUGGUACAUAACUUAUGUCAUGAUGUGUGGAGUUACGGCUAUGGUGGAUGGGGUUACUACACUGAUGAAGGUAGCAGCAACAUGACCUAUGCUUAUAAUAUUGCGUAUCAUACAAAAGCUGCUUGCUGGCAUCAGCAUUAUGGUGAAAACAACCAAUUCAUCAACAACAUCUUUGCCUACCCACAUCACAUACCAUGCCCAGAUAAAACUGGAGGCUUUUGCUACGACAGUGCUAUAAAGUCCUCCCGGCAUCCAGCUGGAUCGGGACCUGGAGCCUUCACAUCAUUCAACUUCGAGAGGAAUAUUAUCUACAUCUCCAAUGGAACAUUGAUGUCUGCAUCGAACCCUCAAGAUCUUCUAUUUUCCAACCAGACAUUUGACAACAACGUUUAUUGGAACACCGUCAGCCAUACUGACGUGCUUUUCCCUCCAAACUCCAAGUCUACUUUCGCACAGUGGCAAUCACAUGGCAAGGACAAGAACAGUGUCAUUGCCGAUCCUCUCUUCCUCAAAGCAUCAUCGUUUGAUUUCAGCAAACUUUCAAAGGACUCGCCUGCUCUGAAACUGGGAUUUAAACCUAUUGAUACCUCCACAAUCGGACCAAGGACAUAGCAAUGCUCCAAACUGCACUUGCCAUGCGAUUACCCUGAUAUUUCCUUCCCACUAUAGAAUGUAAUCAUUAUGUGUCCUGCUGCAUUACAAAUCAGAUUUUUCCUGAGAAAACCGAAUACUUCUUCCUUUCUUGUUGAUCCUUGCCAAGAAAUGUGUGAAAAACACAGUAACAUUAUCACGCUUGCGGGUAGUGCCGCCUGACCGCAAAAUUUCUCGUUUAUUUCCAACGAGAAAUAAACACAUUUUUUGAAAUUUCCUACCAUCACUUUCCUGAAGCAAAACUAGAAAAAAAUCACAUUAUGUUGGACUUGGGUUGAGAGCGAAAGAUUAAUUUAUAAGAAGAAAAGAUACAAAAGCUACAA